CACCUUAUUUCAAUGCUGAGUGUGGCACUUUAUAUUUUAUGGGGUGUUAUCACAUAUGCACGACAACAACGGGGCCAAAUCCAGAGUUUAAUUUGAAUUUCGACAUGUGAUCCUGAAGUGAAGAAGAGGAUGAACCACGUUGCUAGGCAACACGAGCGUAAUCCCCACACGGCAAUGAAAUCACAGAUGUUUCAUUAGCUAGUGGCUAACGUUAGCUCGGUUGAUGCUCUUCGUUCACCUUAUGCUAUUCUUUGAUUACAAUUUUAGACAGCGAAGAGGUGUCUUUUGUUUUCGUAUCUGUUGGUUCACUGUUAGCUAGAUAGCCAGCCACACAGCUAAGCUAAUUCUAGCUAGAACAUUUAUAAUAGUAAUAACGUUAGCUAACGUGUAGCUAAUUUACGUUAGUGUUGUUUUCUAGCUAUAAUCAAUUUCUCCAUACUGAACAGUGACAUUAUGCAAGAGUAACUGCUGUGCCGUCAUGAUUCUGUCUCGGGUGAAGCCAGCAGUAGGUGGAGAUUCUGCAGCUAGCGUCAGUGAGAAGAAGAAGAAAAACAAAGCCAAGAAGAGCCCUCGCCUGGAGGAAUACCUCAACCAGAGAGACUACCUUGGGGCACAAACUCUGUUAGAGUUUCAGCGAGAUGUUGGAGAAAAAGAGGAGCAUGCAGACCUUUGGAUUGGCUACUGUGCCUUUCACUUGGGUGAUUACAAGAGAGCAAUGGAGGAGUACAGGGCCUUGACACUCAGGUUAGAAGAACCAGGGGAGGUGUGGGUGUAUCUGGCCUGCACUCAGUUUUUCCUGGGGCUCUACAGAGAGGCAGAGGAGGCUGCAAACAAGGCUCCAAAGUGUGCACUUCAGAAUCGCCUGCUCUUCCACUUGGCUCAUAAGUUCAACGAUGAGAAGAAGCUGAUGGGUUUCCACCAGAACCUGGAGGAUGUGACUGAGGACCAGCUGAGCCUGGCCUCCAUCCACUACAUGAGGUCACACUACCAGGAGGCCAUCGACAUCUACAAACGCAUCCUGCUACAGAAUAGAGAUUUCCUGGCUCUUAACGUGUACGUAGCGCUGUGCUACUACAAGUUGGACUACUAUGAUGUUUCCCAAGAGGUGUUGGCUGUGUAUCUGCAGAGUAUUCCUGAAUCCACCAUCGCUCUCAACCUCAAGGCCUGCAACCACUUCAGGCUGUAUAACGGCAAGGCAGCCGAGGCUGAGUUAAAGAACCUCAUAGACAUCUCCUCCUGCUCCUUUGAGUUUGCUAAGGAGCUUAUCCGGCAUAACCUGGUGGUGUUUCGUGGUGGGGAGGGGGCGUUGCAGGUGCUACCCCCAUUGAUUGAUGUCAUCUCUGAGGCUCGGUUGAACCUGGUCAUCUACUACCUCAGACAAGAUGAUGUUCAAGAGGCUUACACCCUCAUAAAAGACUUGGAGCCAACCACACCACAGGAGUACAUUUUGAAAGGAGUGGUGAAUGCUGCUUUGGGUCAAGAAAUUGGAUCGAGAGAUCACCUGAAGAUCGCUCAACAGUUCUUCCAGCUGGUCGGAGGCUCAGCCAGCGAAUGCGACACGAUACCUGGAAGACAGUGUAUGGCUUCCUGUUUCUUCCUUCUGAGGCAGUUUGAAGACGUUCUCAUCUACCUCAACUCAGUCAAGAGUUACUUCUAUACCGAGGAUAUGUUCAAUUUCAACUACGCCCAGGCCAAAGCUGCCUUGGGCAACUACAAAGAAGCAGAGGAGAUAUUUCUGCUGAUCCAGGGUGAGAAGAUGAAGACUGACUAUGUAUACCUGAGCUGGCUGACUCGCUGCUACAUCAUGAACCAGAAAGGCCGGCUAGCCUGGGAGCUGUAUCUGAAGAUGGGGGCUUCGCCAGACUCCUUCACCCUCCUACAACUCAUUGCCAACGACUGCUAUAAGAUGGGUCAGUUCUACUGGGCAGCCAAAGCAUUCGAUACUCUGGAGAAACUGGAUCCCGACUCCAACUACUGGGAGGGCAAGAGAGGGGCCUGUGUCGGAAUCUUCCAGCUCAUUCUGGCAGGCAGAGAGCCAAAGGAAACCUUGAAGGAGGUGCUGCCCCUGUUGAGGAGCACACAGAACCCCCAGGUGGAGUACAUUAUCAGAGCUCUGAGGAAAUGGGCCAAAGACAACCGGGUUCCUCUGAUAUAGCAAUGUCAUAACGUGCUUAACUCACAUAAUACACUUAUUACAUUAUAUAUGUGGUUUACAUGUACAUUUUUUUAUCUGACACUUUACUAGUGAAAAUCUCUAAAAUAACAUGUUCUCAUGAGUCAAGCACAAUGUGUAUUGAUGUGCUUUAUUGUACAUGUGUCACAGUAUUUAUAUCAUGUAAUACAUGUUUUAUUUGCAAUGUAUAUAAUUCUGUACAAUCUCACCAAUCAAUUGUAUUCAAAUGUUUAUUUUGUAUUACUCAAAUGAUGCUGAUACAAGUAUUAAACAGUAUUCUCUUUAUAAA
Oncorhynchus masou masou (cherry salmon) is the source of this 2462-nucleotide messenger RNA. Its product is annotated as intraflagellar transport protein 56-like. Gene Ontology annotation, molecular function: intraciliary transport particle B binding; protein binding. The coding region runs from base 479 to 2155 and encodes 558 amino acids. Gene Ontology annotation, cellular component: ciliary basal body; intraciliary transport particle B; ciliary base. The transcript has 18 exons. Lineage: Eukaryota; Metazoa; Chordata; Actinopteri; Salmoniformes; Salmonidae. The record is from RefSeq and is a predicted model, not a curated record. Gene Ontology annotation, biological process: intraciliary transport involved in cilium assembly; intraciliary anterograde transport.